This is a messenger RNA of Eremothecium gossypii ATCC 10895, 963 nucleotides long. It is a transcript of the gene MAK16, whose product is annotated as ribosome biosynthesis protein MAK16. The coding region runs from base 1 to 963 and encodes 320 amino acids. NCBI's taxonomy places the organism in Eukaryota, Fungi, Ascomycota, Saccharomycetes, Saccharomycetales, Saccharomycetaceae. Gene Ontology annotation, cellular component: preribosome, large subunit precursor; nucleolus. The transcript has a single exon. The record is from RefSeq and is marked provisional. Gene Ontology annotation, biological process: maturation of LSU-rRNA; maturation of 5.8S rRNA.
AUGAGAUGGAUUCGUGAAGCUCUGCACAGUUACCGCAUAGUACAAGGAGCGCCGCCGUUACCCAUGUCUGACGAAAUCAUCUGGCAAGUUAUCAAUCAACACUUCUGUGCGUACAAGAUCAAGACAGACAAGGGCCAGAACUUCUGCAGAAAUGAAUAUAACGUCACAGGCUUUUGCAAUCGGUCCUCCUGCCCGCUAGCCAAUGCCAAAUACGCCACGGUUAAGCAGGUGGAUGGGAAGCUUUACCUGUAUAUGAAGACGGUAGAACGGGCACACACGCCGGCGAAACUGUGGGAGCGCAUCCGGCUGUCCAAAAACUACAGCACGGCCCUCAAGCAGAUAGAUGAGCAUCUGCUGUUCUGGAACAAGUUUCUGAUCCAUAAGUGCAAGCAGCGGCUGACAAAGCUCACCCAGGUCAUGAUCACGGAGCGCCGCAUGGCGCUGCGCGAGGAGGAGAGACACUACGUAGGCGUCGCGCCCAAGGUCAAGAGACGGGACGAGAACCGCGAGCGCAAGGCCCUCGCCGCAGCUAAGAUCGAGAAGGCCAUCGAGAAGGAGCUGCUGGACCGUCUGAAGAGCGGCGCCUAUGGCGACAAGCCGCUGAAUGUCGACGAAAAGAUCUGGAAGCGGGUCAUGGGCCACGUCGAGCAGGAGCAGGAGCAGGACGAGGACUACGACGAGGACGAGGAGAGCGACCUCGGCGAGGUGGAAUAUGUCGAGGACGAUGGCGAGGACGACCUGGUCGAGGUGGAGGACCUCCAGAGGUGGCUCGACGAUUCCGACGCUUCUGACGCUUCUGAGGACAGCGACGACAGCGACAGCGAAGCGAGCGACAGCGAAGCCAGCGACACAGAGGACCGCGACUCUAAGGCAGCCCGCGGUCCUCUAUCUAAGAAGCGCCGCCCUAGAGUUGAGAUCGAGUACGAAGAAGAAUCUCGGCAUGAACGGGACAUUGCACAGUAA